UUACAUAAGUAAAUGUGACCAAAUAUUUGUAAACUGAACAUAAUGAGCUUCAUUUUGAUAGGAAACAUGAAAAAAGCUUGAGAUUUUAAAAGAAACAAAGACUACAUGCACUCCAUCCUCAAAUGAUAAGGUGCAGAGAGGUGGCAGAUAGGCAUCCUAUCAAACUGAAGAUAAUUAUGUUCAGUUUACAAAUAUUUGGUCACAUUUAGCUAAAUGUAAUUAAUUUAAACCUUACACAACGCUAAACAUCUUUUUCAGAGAUAACUGACUCAGUUUUUCAGGGCCUAACAUUCAAACCAGCAAAAUAGAUUCCCCAAGGUGUGAAUGGCCUUCCCCUGGCAUUGGCUAGGGCAAUGCAAGUGGAAAAACCAGUUUGACUUAACUGGUUCAGAACAUAUGUUUUUAUUAGUUUCACAUUUUAUUAGUUUCAAAAAGAUCUGUGUAAGGUUUACAUUAAUCAAAAAGUGAUGAAAUCUUUGUAAAUUGAACUAGGAUGCCUAUCUGCCACCUCUCUGCACCUUAUCAUCUGAGGAUGGAGUGCAUUUACUCUUUUUUCUUUUAAAAUUUCAAGCCUUUUUCAUGUGUUUCCUAUCAAAAUGAAGCUCAUUAUGUUCAGUUUACAAAUAUUUAGUCACAUUUAGCUAAAUGUAAUGAAUUUAAACCUUACACAACCCUAAACAUCUUUUUCAGAGAUAACUGACUCAGUUUUUCAGGGCCUAACAUUCAAACCAGCAAAAUAGUGUGUCUGGAUUCCCCUCACCCAGCCAGGGUGUGAAUGGCCUUCCCCUGGCAUUGGCUAGAAUUGCAAGUGGAAAAACCAGUUUGAGUUAGCUGAAACUCUGAUUUUAAGAACAUGUUUUUAUUAGUUUAACAUUAGUUAAAAAUUAGUAAAUUUGAUCGAAUACAAAUACACUGAACAUAAUAAGCUUCAGUUUGAUAGGAUCCCUAUCUGCCACCUCUCUGCACCUUAUAGUCUGAGGAUGGAGUGCAUUUACAUUUUUCAUGUGUUUCCUAUCAAAAUGAAGCUCAUUUUGUUCAGUUUACAAAUAUUUGGUCAUAUUUACUUAAAGUUAAUUAAUUAGAAACGUAUAGAAAAUUAUAAAAACUUGUACAAACAAUUUUCUGAUAACUGACUCAAACCAGAUUUUAGGGCCAUUAUCACCUGCUUGAACCUCAUUGGCUAGAUCAGUUUCAGUGCAAUUCUCACCUGGCAGGGGCAUGUGGAAUGCUGCAAUCUCAUUGGCUAGUUUGAAUCCAGACCCAGGGUUAAAUAGAGACACUAGGGUCAGUUCAGAUCAUCCUUGGAAACAGGUAACUGUUAUCUUCUGGACAACCUGGUUUGUUUUAGACCAAAUCACAGAUUUUUCUUCUAGAAAACGAAUUUUUCAUCUGAAAACUUGAAAUGGAUUCUGAAGGAAAGUACCACAGCAGGAUUUACUUCCUCUGCCCGCUCUGCAGGAAGGCUCCGCGCACUCUUCCUGGGCAUCUCAGGACGGUGUGCAUGCAGGGAAGGACUGAGGAGGACAUCCAAGCCACUGUACUGCAGGCUAAGAAGGAAAUGGCAGAGUUCUCCCACAAAGGGCGCUUUUGGGACUACCAUAGGAUUCUGGAGAUUUUUGGAGCGGCUAAUCCUCUGGCCAGCUUGUUAGAGGAAAUGGAGAAGAAGGGCUUGGUGGUGAGGAACAUACCUCCUAUCCUUCAUACGCCAGCUUCAUUUACUCACAGCACCACGAGAGAUGCUGAGAGAGAGCCACCAGCUGUUGAACCAGAAGAACCAGAGCCAGCGUCUGAUGAGAACUCUGAGGAGUACUAUCAGAGCAAUGGGCCACGGUGGACCGAUGAUGUCCGGGUGGAGAUGGUAAAAAAAGGCCUCUACAAAAAGCACUCCAUCAAACACCACCUUCUUGAUGGAUUUUACCACUAUUUACGCGUGGACUUGGGCAACCGUAAAUGCAAACAAGAGGUGGAAAAUGUAUCUCGGUUCAUGUACUUCAUGAACUCAGAGGAGCCGAGCCUGUUGUUUGUUCAGGAUGUGGAGAAGGUGCGAGAGUACUUUAACAUACUCAGCCAGACCCAACUCUCCAAACAGACAGUGCUCAAUUAUUGGAAAAGUCUCAAGAGGUUCAUGAAGUACAUACUAACUUCAACUAGCCUUCGCAGCAAAGACAAAAGUCUCUACACUGAUUGUAGAGACUUUAUCGAUCGUCUGGAUGGCAUACGCGCUCGUAUGUCUAAGAAGUUGAAUGCGGUGGCUCGGUUGAUGGGACACACCCCAGAGACAGCCAAGAAGCAGUACAACCUGAGAACUCCGGCAGACCCAUUCCUGGCGCUACGUGUCAUUGAGGACAUUGUUGGAAAAGCACGACCUGGAUCCAGUGCAGAGGGUGGGUGCAGAGAGCAGAGGAUGGAUGAAACGACAGCAUUCGACAUGCUUGUCCAGUCUUGCCCUGUGACUCUGGACGGGUCACCUCCUAAAAAGGCAAAACGACAUCAGCUGUGUGGCGAGCACGAGCGGCACUGCUAUGACCGCUGGCGUAGUGAGCAGCUCAAGCUACGUGAAUCUAGUGCUCUUGAACACUUUGGUCGGCAUCAGCCGUCUGAGACUGGAAUAGAGGCCUGGAUCCGGAAGCAGUGGUGGACUUCCAACCUUCCAAAGGCUACCUUAAUACUGAGGCAGUGGGAGGCACGACCGAAAUGAAGAAUUUCCCCAGACAUUUAAUUAUUUUCAUUUUCAAUAAAACACAACUGCUCUUAACCUGUUGUUUAAUUUCAUUUUUUUCUUGUCUUGGUAGUCUACCAUUACAAAUGCAGCAUUAUGUAAUAAAAAGGGUGAUUUUUAGAGUAUAUUUUUUAUUUUAUUUUUCUAUUUUUAAAGUAUAUUUGGAUAGCCAAAUCUAUG
Molecule: messenger RNA, 2899 nt
Organism: Misgurnus anguillicaudatus (oriental weatherfish)
Lineage: Eukaryota; Metazoa; Chordata; Actinopteri; Cypriniformes; Cobitidae
Source: RefSeq, a predicted model, not a curated record